AUGACCCUUUCAGCAUUCCUAAAUAGCAGGCAAGGUGACAACGCGUCCGACCAUUCAUUCUCAUCUCAAGGUCAUAAUUUCUUGUCAUCGACCAAACAAUUGAGAUCUGGCGCAAUGGCUGCAAAUCUGAAUGCACACGAACGUCCUCCUCCACAACCAAAUCGACUGUCCAAACUUCCAGGUGAACUGCAAUCUCAUAUCUACAGCUACCUCGAUUAUCCCGAUCUCUGUAACCUCGGUGCAACGAGUCGCUCCCUGCGCAACACAUGGACGAAUCCACAAUCCCGUCUGAAGAAGGAGUUAUCAAAGGCUUGGACCGAGAUUGGCAGACGAUGCAAGGGCAUCUAUCAGAUUUCCCAACCGAGGGAUGCAGUCGACCGCUGGCUGGCAGUCAAUCAUGAGGCGCGCUCCUAUGUUUCAUUCGCCAGAAUCUCGCCAGGGAUUGCGGAUUGGCUUGUCUAUUCCACUGACUACUGGUUCCCCUGCACCAGAUGCUGCCGGAUGACUGAACUCAGGAGAUUUCCAUACUUUCUCUGGGAGCAGUCGUUCCUCCGAUACUUCCCUGACGUCAGCCGCAGCAAGCAGUCGCACGAGGAGUUCUUCGAGACUCUCGUCUGCGGCGAGUGCUUCACAAAGGAACGUCCAGGGUAUUGUACCAUGCUUGGCACACGCCGUCACAAUUCUUACAUGAUCAACUGUGUGGAAUGUAAAUCGACUCAGCAGGUCGACAAAACCGAGAUGAGCAUACAGAUGAUCAUUUCGGGAUUUUGUGAUCGGUGCUUCAGAAAGAUCAAUCACUGUUGGUAUGACUACAAGACUUUCCUCCAGCAAAGCUUGGUAAAAAUAGAAGAACUUGAGCAAACGCCGGCUUACAAUCCUCAGAGGGCAGGUCUACCCGUUUGUUCUGUGCCGCAGGAGGUCAUUACAAAGCUGUGCUCAGGCAAACAUCGUUUUAUAUACUUCUCGUCUGGUCUCAGAGUCCCUAAGAAAGGCCUGCAGUGGACAGGCUUCGUCAAGUCUGAACUUUCAAGGAUCCCUGUCAUGUUAACUGCCAGAGAGCGACACAGUAAGGAACAUAGGGAAAUGGAAGGUCAACCUGAAGUACCACCGAACGAAUACCAGGUUCUAAGUACGCUCGAAACAACACGCGUUUUGCUCGAGGGCAUCUUCUACUUCAUCCUCGUCCUUUGCAUCCUGAACGUAGUGAUGCUGAUACUCGGUCUGGACAUGGCCCAUGUUAUCUUGAACUAG
Molecule: messenger RNA, 1251 nt
Organism: Exophiala viscosa
Lineage: Eukaryota; Fungi; Ascomycota; Eurotiomycetes; Chaetothyriales; Herpotrichiellaceae
Exons: 1
Coding region: 1-1251 (416 amino acids)
Molecular function (GO): protein binding
Source: RefSeq, a predicted model, not a curated record